Arabidopsis lyrata subsp. lyrata is the source of this 2174-nucleotide messenger RNA. RefSeq lists its product as uncharacterized. Gene Ontology annotation, molecular function: protein binding. The record is from RefSeq and is a predicted model, not a curated record. The transcript has 5 exons. The coding region runs from base 567 to 1997 and encodes 476 amino acids. Lineage: Eukaryota; Viridiplantae; Streptophyta; Magnoliopsida; Brassicales; Brassicaceae.
AUAAGAAACAAAGGCACACAAAUCUAGUCUAAGUCUUCUUCUUUGUUCAAAAACAAACCAAUCUUCUUCUUGUAUUUGCCAUUUGAACAAAACAAGAAAAAACAAAUAAAACAAACCACAACCAUCAAUUUCCAAUUUCUUCCAUUUCACAAACGUCGAACAAAUCCAGACCCUUCGUCAACUCUUUCUCUCCCACCUCAGAUUUUUUUUUUUUUUUUUCCUUCUUACUAAUUUUGAAUUUUCAUUUAAUUUUUCUCCCCCAUUUUCUUGUCGGAAAACAGCUUUUCGUGUAAUUUACCUCCGACACCAACCCACUCGUAACGGCUUUUUCUGGUUUCUUGUCUUAUCAUACCAGAUUACAAUAUAUAUAUUUUUUUAGGUUCUUGGUUUGUUGUCUCCGUCUCUGUUUUUUUUCGUUUUUUUUUUUUGAGAAUUGAGUGGUCGGAGAAAGAAAGGGAAGGUUAGGUGAAAGGAGCUAACGUGCGCUAGGGGUGCGUAGUUUAACUUUGAGUUUUUUUUUUUCAAAAUCGAGGAGCGCGUAACGCACACGCGUGAUUUAUUUUUUGAUGGUUAUGGUGAUGAUAACGACGACGAUGGAGAGUGAUUGGGGAACAUGGGAGGAGCUUCUUCUCGGCGGCGCUGUUCUCCGUCAUGGAACCGGUGAUUGGACCGUCGUUGCCGACGAACUCCGUUCUCAUUCUCUACCUGAGAUUUUCACACCUGAGAUAUGCAAGGCCAAGUACAAGGACUUGCGAAAACGUUAUUUGGGAUGCAAAGCUUGGUUUGAAGAGCUUAAGAAGAAACGAGUAGCUGAGCUUAAGGCAGCUUUACUUAAAUCCGAUGACUCGAUUGGGUCUUUGGAAUCAAAGCUUCAGAGUCUGAAGUCAGAAAGUAACGAUGAAUGUCAUCAAAACAAUUAUGAUUCUAGCCGAACGUUAUCACUUGAACCCUCCCCGAAAUCCGAGGGCGGAGGAGAAUGCACGAGCAAAGAUACAUCCAAAGACUUGUCAUCAGUUGGUAGUUUCACACAGCAAGAGCAGACCACAACAAACUGGUCACCGGAAGCUAAGUCAGAAGCUCCAGUAGUAAUAGAGCAAGAGAAGACGAAAAACCUAUUACACAGCGACAUUUUUGAGUCAGUGUAUGGGGGUGGAGGACAAGUGCUUCUGAGUAUGAGGAAGAAACGAGGCAAGAGAAAACGGAAAGAUUGCAGUGUCAGUGUUGGUAAAGAAGUGAUGGAAGUUAGCGCUGUGGAAGAAAGCGAUUUGUUGGAUACUUCUGCGGAUAUUGCUAGCAUUUCUAGGAGUAAAGAAGCUGCUUCUACUAGCAGCAGUCAAAGCCGAGGUCAUGGUUUGGCUAUACCAAAGGAGCUUAUGAAGAUAUACAACACUAUCGUACAGAACGAAUGUGCACUCGUCUUCCGUAGACGGCUUGAUAGCCAGAAAAGGGGGAGAUACAAGAAAUUGGUACAGAGGCAUAUGGAUUUAGACACUAUACAAUCAAGAAUCAACGGUUGUUCGAUAUCUUCAGCGAAAGAGCUUUUUAGGGACUUUCUUUUGGUGGCGAACAAUGCAGCUAUUUUUUACUCUAAGAACACUCGUGAAUACAAAUCCGCGGUGAGCCUUAGAGACAUUGUUACAAAGUCUCUAAGACACUAUUUGACAGAAGAUCAUCAUCCUCAUCGCAGCAGCAUUACUGCAAGCACAAAGGUUGUGGUUCUUCCUCAGAAAUCUACAUCUCCUUCUGUCAGAACGAGUCUGGCAGCUAAAAAACCAAGAACCGGGGCGCACCCUCUCAAAACGGUUGUGCAUGAUAUGGCAAAGACUUCAAGCAGGGGUAACAAAAGGUCUGUUACGGAUUUACCAGUUGCUGCUGUGAAAUCCUCAGCAGCGGGUAAGAAGGGAACAGCGGUAGAGAGAAGAAAGGACGGUAGACAAGCAAAUCGUGGACUCGAAUCUCCUGCAUUGAUGGGGAGAAAGCGGAACCGGGUUAGAUGAUUUUUAUGAAGGGUUUGUUUCAUAUGUUGUUUGUAGUUAGGCAGAGAAAGCUUAUUUGAUGUAGAAGUUCAUAUUUCGGUUAAUCUAAUCUGCAGGCAUAGACAGUGAUGAAUCAUGAUCAUUGGAAACACUAAUUGUUGAAAAAAUGUACAUUAAUCUCAUUGUUAGUUUCUCUCA